AUGCAAAAUCAAAACCUUGAAAAUGGAUCUCAAGUGGACAAGAAAAUGUAUCCAUAUAGUAAUCCAAGUCGUUGUACUGAUCGAAAAAGUAUUGUUAUGUCUUUAUACAAUCUUGUCGUUUUUGUGGUAGCUCUCGUAGCGAUUGGUCUAUAUUAUAUUGCGACUAGAAACAAAACUUUGAAUCAGCAAUUAUACGUCGUCCUUAUCGGAGCCGAAUUUUUACCUCGAUACAUUCAAGCUUUCGUCAUCUACAAAUACACAAGAUUCCAUUUCUGGGACUUGAUUGGCGUCUUUAUUUGUGGUCCAUAUUAUUAUUAUUGGAGAGGCAAAGACCGAAAGAGUCUAAAGAGAAAUCUGGUCAAUAGGUUGGAAUACAUCGUAGAUGCGUUAGAAAUUAUGAGACUCGUUUUGAUAG
This is a messenger RNA of Ambispora gerdemannii, 415 nucleotides long. Lineage: Eukaryota; Fungi; Glomeromycota; Glomeromycetes; Archaeosporales; Ambisporaceae. The record is from the annotation of a GenBank genome assembly.